Messenger RNA from Pristis pectinata (smalltooth sawfish), 1365 nucleotides. It is a transcript of the gene b3gat2, whose product is annotated as beta-1,3-glucuronyltransferase 2 (glucuronosyltransferase S). Lineage: Eukaryota; Metazoa; Chordata; Chondrichthyes; Rhinopristiformes; Pristidae. The transcript is spliced from 4 exons. The record is from RefSeq and is a predicted model, not a curated record. Gene Ontology annotation, molecular function: galactosylgalactosylxylosylprotein 3-beta-glucuronosyltransferase activity. The coding region runs from base 237 to 1115 and encodes 292 amino acids. Gene Ontology annotation, cellular component: Golgi membrane. Gene Ontology annotation, biological process: chondroitin sulfate proteoglycan biosynthetic process; carbohydrate metabolic process.
CUCCCCCUCCCCCUUUCCUGCCUCCUCUCUCCAUCACUCCCUCCCCUUCCCCACGGCUCCUGGGAAACUCCCGCGCCCAAACCAGGCGCUGCCAUCAGCGUCGGUCGCUCGGUCCGCCCGCCGGUCGCUGCCCCGUCGGCGGCGGGAGGUUGUGGAUCGCGGCGGGAGCCGGUCGGGUCCGGGGAGGGGGAUGAGGUGUGGCAGCAGCCCGGCUCCGCUCAGACCCCGGCCGCGCCAUGAAGUCGGCUCUGCUCGGCCGCCUGUGCCUCGCCCUGCCCUGGGCGCUGACGCUGCUGCUGGUGGUGGACAUUGACUCGGGGAGGCGGAGGUCGGGGCGCCCCCGGGAGCCCGGGCAGCCUGCCGCCGCCGCCAACCUCUCCCUGCCCACCAUCUAUGCCAUCACGCCCACCUACAGCCGGCCAGUGCAGAAAGCCGAGCUGACGCGCCUGGCCAACACCUUCCGCCAACUGGAGCACUUCCACUGGGUGCUGGUGGAGGACGCCACCUUCCGCAGCCGCCUGGUCGCCGACCUGCUCGCCGGCUCCGGCGUGCCCGCUUACACCCAGCUGCACGUCCCCACCCCGCGCCGCUACAAGCGGCCCGGGAUGCCCCGGGCCACCGAGCAGCGGAACGAGGGGCUGCGCUGGGUCCGCAAGAACCGCUCGCUGCAAAACUCCGGUGUGGUCUUCUUCGCCGACGACGACAACACCUACAGCCUCGAACUCUUCCAGGAGAUGCGUUUGACCAAAAAGGUGUCUGUCUGGCCGGUGGGAUUGGUUGGGGGCCGACGGUAUGAGCGGCCACUCGUGGAACAAGGCCAUGUGGUAGGCUGGUACACGGGCUGGAGACCAGACAGACCCUUCGCCAUCGACAUGGCAGGAUUUGCUGUGAAUUUGAAAGUUAUUCUAUCGAACCCUAAAGCUGUCUUCAAGCGGGGUGGAUCACAGCCUGGCAUGCAGGAGUCAGACUUCCUGAAACAAAUUACAACUGUCCAAGAACUUGAGCCAAAAGCUGCCAACUGCACUAAGGUGCUUGUUUGGCACACACGGACUGAAAAGGCAAACCUCGUUUUUGAGCCGAAACAAAACCAAGAUAUAAUUCACAUUGAAGUAUAGAAUCGCCAUUCUCAAAACAUUGAGUGCCGAGAGCUCAGAAACACCCUUGCGAACCUUCAACUAAACAGUUUGCACAAACAAUCUGUGACAGCAGCAAGGAGGAAAAGCUAUUCACUUGGGACACUUUUCAAAGCAAAACAGGUCACAACAUCAAUUUAAAAAAAUGUUUACAAAGUUGUGUCAUCUUCUGCAUGUUUUGUAGCACAAUGUUCAUUUCAAUAAAAGGUGUGUCACAAACAAAUGAAACAUC